Phascolarctos cinereus (koala) is the source of this 4259-nucleotide messenger RNA. It is a transcript of the gene NCAM2, whose product is annotated as neural cell adhesion molecule 2. Gene Ontology annotation, molecular function: protein binding. Gene Ontology annotation, cellular component: membrane; neuron projection. The record is from RefSeq and is a predicted model, not a curated record. Gene Ontology annotation, biological process: cell adhesion. Lineage: Eukaryota; Metazoa; Chordata; Mammalia; Diprotodontia; Phascolarctidae.
UCCGAAAAACAAGUUCUCUUUCCCCCUCUCCACCUUCUCCUCCUUCCCUUCCCUCCUCCUCCAGUUCAGCUCCCACUUGGCUACAGAGGAGCUCGCAGUCCCUUUGCAAGGAUCGUGGGCAGCCGCUCCUGCACAAGCUGCAGCAGCGGCGGCGGCGGCGGCAGCAGCAGCAUCCCAGCAGCAGAGGGGUUUUUUUUUUUCCUCUCUUGGACACAGUCGUUUUUGGGGCUGCCUACCAGUGUCAUCUCCAGAAGAUGAACCUUUUCUUUGCUUUCUACUUGCUGGGAUUGUUUGUCAGUAACGGGCAAGCUCUUCUACAAGUGACAAUUUCACUUAGCAAAGUAGAAAUUAGUGUUGGUGAGUCCAAAUUCUUCACAUGUACAGCAAUUGGAGAACUGGAAGAUAUAGAUUGGUACAAUCCUCAAGGAGAGAAGAUAGUUUCUACACAGAGAGUAGUGGUACAAAAAGAAGGUGCUAGGUCUCGACUAACUAUUUAUAAUGCAAAUAUAGAGGAUGCUGGAAUAUACCGGUGUCAAGGAACAGAUACUAAAGGACAGACUGAAGAAGCUACAGUUGUUUUGGUGAUUUACCAAAAACUCACUUUCAAAGAAGUGGUAUCUCCUCAAGAAUUUAAACAAGGAGAGGAUGCAGAAGUGGUUUGCCAAGUUAGCAGCUCACCUGCACCCGUUGUUAGCUGGUUGUAUCAUAAUGAGGAAGUCACUACUCAUUCCAACAAUCGAUUUGCUAUGUUAGCAAAUAAUAAUCUCCAGAUCCUUAAUAUCAACAAAAGUGAUGAAGGAAUAUACAGAUGUGAAGGAAGAGUGGAAGCUAGAGGAGAAAUUGACUUUCGAGAUAUCAUAGUUAUUGUUAAUGUUCCACCAGCAAUUACAAUGCCACUUAUGUUCUUCAAUGCUACUGCCGAUCGACAAGAAGAAGUGGUGUUGUCUUGUAGGGCUACUGGCUCACCAGAGCCAAAUAUCAGCUGGUAUAGGAAUGGCAAACUUAUUGAAGACAAUGAAAAAUAUACAUUGAAAAAAAACAAUACUGAACUAAUUGUCAGGAACAUUAUAAACAGUGAUGGGGGUCCUUAUGUCUGCAGAGCCACAAACAUAGCAGGAAAAGAUGAAAAGCAGUCAUUCCUACAAGUCUUUGUACAGCCUCACAUAAUACAACUUAAAAAUGAAACGACAUUUGAGAAUAGUCAGAUAACACUUGUAUGUGAGGCAGAAGGAGAACCCAUUCCUGAAAUCACAUGGAAAAGAGCUCUGGAUGGAAUAACUUUUUCUGAAGGAGACAAGAGCCCAGAUGGCCAUAUUGAAGUCAAAGGGCAACAUGGAAGAUCGUUACUGCACAUUAAAGAUGUGAAGUUGUCAGAUUCAGGGAGAUAUGACUGUGAAGCGGCAAGUAGAAUUGGUGGGCACCAAAAAAGCAUGUACCUUGAUAUUGAAUAUGCUCCCAAGUUUGUAUCAAACCAAACAAUAUAUUAUUCUUGGGAAGGAAAUCCCAUCAACAUAAGUUGUGACGUGAAAGCUAAUCCACCAGCAUCAAUCCUAUGGAGUAGAGAAAAAUUAUUAUUGCCGUCCAAAAAUACCACCAAUUUAAAGACUUACAGUGCAGGAAGAAAGAUGAUUUUAGAGAUUGCACCUACAUCUGACAGUGACUUUGGAAGGUAUAACUGCACUGCCACAAACCGAAUUGGAACAAGAUUUCAGGAAUAUAUUCUUGCUUUGGCUGAUGUGCCAUCUAGUCCCUAUGAAGUAAAAAUUAUAGAGUUGUCACAAACUGUUGCCAAAGUUUCUUUUAACAAACCAGACUCUCAUGGUGGUGUGCCUAUUCAUCACUAUCAACUGGAUGUAAAAGAAGUGGCUUCAGAAACAUGGAAAGUAUUUCGUUCCCAUGGAAUUUCAACAACGGUUGUUUUAAGCAACUUGGAACCAAAUACAACCUAUGAAAUCAAAGUUGCAGCUGUAAAUGGAAAAGGUCAAGGGGACUACAGUAAAAUUGAAAUCUUUCAAACAUUGCCAGUCCGUGAACCAAGUCCUCCAUCAAUCCAUGGACAGCCUAGCAAUGGAAAGAGUUUUAAACUUAACAUAAUGAAACAAGAUGACGGAGGGGCACCCAUUUUGGAAUAUAUUGUGAAAUAUAGAAGUAAAGAUAAGGAAGACCAGUGGCUUGAGAAAAAAGUUCAGGGUAAUAAAGAUCAUAUAGUUUUGGAACAUUUACAGUGGACCAUGGGUUAUGAAGUACAAAUUACAGCUGCAAAUAGACUUGGAUACUCUGAACCAACAGUAUAUGAGUUCAGCAUGCCACCAAAACCCAAUAUAAUUAAAGAUACACUUUUUAACGGCUUUGGACUUGGUGCAAUCAUUGGAAUAGGAGUUGCUGCACUUCUACUAAUUUUUGUGGUAACUGAUGUUAGCUGCUUCUUUACCCGACAAUGUGGAUUGCUAAUGUGUAUUACUAGAAGAAUGUGUGGAAAGAAAAGUGGUGCCAGUGGCAAAAGUAAAGAUCUAGAAGAUGGAAAAGCUGCAUAUUUGAAAGAUGGAUCAAAAGAGCCAAUAGUGGAAAUGAGAACAGAGGAUGAAAGAAUUACCAGUCAUGAAGAUGGAAGCCCAAUAAAUGAACCAAAUGAAACUACUCCACUCACAGAACCUGAAAAACUGCCAUUAAAAGAAGAAAAUGAAAAAGAGGUUUUAAGCCCAGAAAUUAUAGAAGCAAAAAUUUCCAUUGAUAUAACUCAGUCAAAAGAAGAUAGCAAAGCGUAACAGGAAGACGACCACAGCAAAAAACAACAGCAACAACAAAUAAUUCAAACUGAAGUGACCCUGUAACCAAAACUAUACAGCUUACCUUAAUUUCUUGGGCACCUUUUUCUAUCAAUACUCUGUAGAGAUAAUCAAACUAUUCUGGUCCACAGUACCUUUAUAUUUUUGUUUAUUUUGCCUCCAUGUGUACUCCUGGCUAACAACAAUUCUAAAAUAUCGUUUUGAUCAAUCCAGUGAAGUAGUGCAAUUUAUUACAAAGCUGAAAUUUAUAAGGAAAUACAUUACUAAAAUAUCAUUUUGACCAGAGUCUAUAUUCCAAAUAGGAGAAAAACACAACUUCAAGCUAAACUAACAAUAGUAAAAAAAAAAAAAUCAUUGUGUUUUCUUGAAUCUGGCCUUUUUAAAGAUAGAUUAGGUCACUUUUAAAGGAAAAGUGAAGAGGCUUACUCGAGGUCUUUUGAUUAUAAUGAGAAAUUCAGCAUACCUGUGGCCUAGAGAGAUAUUCUAAUUAUUGAUAGUAAUAACUGACAAGACUUGAGGUUUCUAUAUAACUACAGUGCAGGUCCAUGACUGAUCUCUAAUGAGUGGAAAAUUAAUCAGCAUGUGAUACAGAUCAAAAUGGUUAUAUUUUAAUGAAAGAUAUUGUUGCUAUAUUCGAAAAUGUGGCUUAGAAAAUCCCUCAUGUUUUCUAUUAUUUAGACAUAUGCCUCAUUCAUUUUGAAGAGAUAAUAUUUAAACUGAAACCCUAGGAAUCAAAAGGAAAACAGAUUUAUGGUUUGGGCUUCAAAUAAGCUUAAGUGGAAACAUUCAAUUUGUUAACCUUACCUUAACACAUAUGUGUAUUUAGGUUAUUUUCAUUUUAUUUUAUUUUUAGUGUUUUUAUCAGAUCAAGGAGCCAUGAUUUCAAAUAUGUUAAAUGACAUCAGCUGUAUUUUUUACAGAUGUAUUCUCAAUCUUUGUCAUGCAAAAUUUUAAGAUUGUACUUUACCAACUUUAAAAGGUCUGUUCAUGAAUGAUUUGAGGUAAAAAAAUAUAUAAGAAAUACAAUUUGGCUAAAAUUCAAAAGAAAUCUUUAAUGGGUAAAUAUUUUAUUUCAUGUUUCAUUCUUGGUAUUUGUAUCUUCACACAUUAACACAGGGCUGGCACAGAGUAGGCACUCAGUAAAUGCCUGUUGAUUGAUUGAUUAAUACAUAGUGUAAGUCAAAAUAUCUUUCUGGUAAGCAUUUUUACUAUGAAUAUUAAUUUUAUUCAUUCUAAAUAUAGUAGCUUACAGAUAUAAUCUCCUGAUCGGCUAUCUUUUCUCUUGAAAGUCCUUAUGUAUUCAGUAUAGUUAUGCUAAUGUCACUUGUUUGGAAUAGUAUUAUUUUAGGCCCUAAUCCAGAAUAAAUUAUAAACUAUGCAAAGUUCCCAAAGGAAAAAAAAAUUCAUUAUUAAAUCUGGCCUUUAUACAAGGCAAAUUAACUAUGUAUAGCUCUAAAUAGAAAUACACCUAUA